AUGAAGCAGUUGGCAACUUACACGGACUUACGUGAAGUAAACCCAAGUACCACUACCAUGGCAGUGAACACGACUGCUGCAAUUAACGCCUUCGAGCGGUCUAGGACUCUCGGAUAUAUGCUGGUAUUUCGGGAAUGCCUUCGCAGUACCUUCCGUCAAAAGUCGGUUUUGCGUACCUGUAACAGUAGAGAUGAGAAGAAUGCACAUGUGUUCACGGUUUGA
Messenger RNA from Echinococcus granulosus, 222 nucleotides. RefSeq lists its product as hypothetical. Lineage: Eukaryota; Metazoa; Platyhelminthes; Cestoda; Cyclophyllidea; Taeniidae. The transcript has 2 exons. The record is from RefSeq and is a predicted model, not a curated record. Bases 1 to 222 code for a protein of 73 amino acids.